UCUGAAAAUUAAUGCAAACUCGCGGGAAUCCGCAAAAAAGGUUAAGCGGGAAAAUUUUAAUAAUAGUUGCACUGUUGUGUUGCUUUGUUUGAGCAAAAUUGUGUACUCUGUGAUUAUUCUUUAAGACCUUUGAAAAAAUCAUGCCCCAUCAUACCGAACCUAUGUAUGUCAUUAAAAGAGAUGGAAGAAGAGAAAAUGUCAUGUUCGAUAAAAUUACUUCACGAAUUGUAAAACUUUGCUAUGGGUUGAAUAUGGAAUAUAUUGAUCCUACUGCUGUUACAAUGAAAGUCAUUAAUGGAAUUUUUCGGGGAGUAAAAACGGUUGAAUUGGAUAAUUUGGCUGCUGAAACUGCUGCAACCAUGACUACAAAACAUCCUGAUUAUGCUAUCUUAGCUGCUCGCAUAGCUAUAUCAAAUCUGCAUAAGGAAACUAAAAAGACAUUUAGUCAUGUUGUCGAAGAUUUAUAUAACAUGAAAAAUGAAAGAACUGGGAAGAUAACUCCAAUGAUUUCGAAAAAUGUUUAUAAAGUCAUUAUGGAUAAUGCUGAUAAAUUGAACUCUGCAAUAAUUUAUGACAGAGAUUUCAAUUACAACUAUUUUGGAUUCAAGACAUUGGAACGUUCUUAUUUGCUGAAAAUAAAUGGGAAAGUUGUUGAAAGGCCCCAGCAUAUGUUAAUGAGAGUGUCUGUUGGCAUUCAUAGUGAUGAUAUUGAUGCUGCUAUUGAAACUUACCACUUAAUGUCUGAUAAGUGGUUUACCCAUGCAUCUCCCACAUUAUUCAAUUCAGGAACCCCUAAGCCUCAACUUUCAAGUUGCUUCCUGCUCUCAAUGACAGAAGAUAGUAUUGAUGGUAUUUAUGAUACUUUAAAACGAUGUGCGCUAAUCUCCAAAUCUGCUGGCGGAAUUGGAUUAAAUGUGCAUUGUAUCAGAGCAACUGGAAGUUAUAUUGCCGGUACAAAUGGCACUUCAAAUGGUCUAGUUCCUAUGUUGAGGGUGUUCAACAACACAGCUCGCUAUGUUGAUCAAGGUGGAAACAAGCGUCCUGGGGCAUUUGCUAUUUAUUUGGAACCAUGGCAUGCAGACAUCUUUGAAUUUCUAGACCUGAAAAAGAAUACAGGAAAGGAAGAACAGCGAGCUCGUGAUCUUUUUUAUGCUCUAUGGAUCCCUGAUUUAUUUAUGAAGCGUGUAGAAAAUGAUGAAAUGUGGAGUCUAAUGUGUCCAGACGAAUCACCUGGUCUUUAUACUUGUUGGGGAGAAGAAUUUGAACAAUUAUAUGAAAAGUAUGAAAAAGAAGGUAGAUACAGAAGUCAAGUUAAAGCACAGCAACUUUGGUAUGCCAUUAUUGAAUCCCAGAUUGAAACUGGAACACCUUAUAUGUUGUACAAAGAUGCUUGUAAUAGGAAAUCAAAUCAAAAGAACUUGGGAACAAUUCAGUGCAGUAAUUUAUGCACUGAAAUUGUUGAAUACACUUCUGAAGAUGAGGUGGCAGUUUGUAAUUUAGCUUCAAUUGCUUUGAACAGAUAUGUAAAGGAUCAAGAAUUUGACUUUGAAAAACUGAGAGAAGUUACACAAGUGAUAACAAGAAAUUUGAACAAAAUAAUCGACAUUAACUAUUAUCCUGUUCCUCAGGCUGAAAAAUCCAAUAAAAGACACAGACCUAUUGGAAUUGGAGUUCAAGGCUUAGCAGAUGCAUUUAUCUUAAUGAGAUAUCCAUUUGACAGUCCAGAAGCACAAAAGUUGAAUAUUGAGAUUUUUGAGACUAUCUACUAUGCCGCUCUUGAAGCUAGCUGUGAAUUAGCAGAAAAAUAUGGCCCUUAUGAAACAUAUGAAGGCAGCCCUGCUUCACAAGGGAUACUUCAGUAUGACAUGUGGAAUGUAACUCCAACUGAUAAAUGGGAUUGGGCAGCUUUAAAGGAAAAAAUAGCUAAGCAUGGUUUGAGAAACAGUUUACUGCUUGCUCCUAUGCCAACCGCUUCAACAGCACAAAUUUUAGGAAAUAAUGAAUCUAUUGAGCCUUAUACUAGUAACAUAUAUUCCAGAAGAGUAUUAUCUGGUGAAUUCCAGGUUGUGAAUCAUCAUUUGUUAAAGGAUUUGACUGAUCUUGAUCUUUGGGAUGACAAUUUAAAGAAUAAAUUGAUUGCAAGUAAUGGUUCUAUACAGAAUAUUGAUGGCAUACCUGAUAAUCUUAAGAAGUUAUAUCGAACAGUGUGGGAAAUCUCUCAAAAAAGCAUCUUAAAAAUGGCAGCUGAUAGAGGUGCAUAUAUUGAUCAAAGUCAGUCUUUAAAUGUUCACAUAGCUGAACCCAACUAUGGAAAGAUUACCAGCAUGCAUUUCUAUGGAUGGCAUUUGGGUUUGAAAACUGGUAUGUAUUAUCUCCGUACCAAACCUGCUGUUAAUGCCAUUCAGUUUACUGUUGACAAAAAAGCAUUGAGAGAAAAUGGUGUCAAAGCAAAUGGCGAUUCUAAAGAAAAACAUAUAGCUGACAUGGUUUGUUCCUUGCAAAACAAAGAAGCUUGCAUCAGUUGCAGUGGAUAAAAUUAUGUAAAUCGAUUGUAUAGUAACUAUGGCAUUUAUUUAAAAAAAAAAAAAAUUGAAAUCAAUUUUUCCGAGUAAUAUAGAAAUUACUAGUGCUAAUGAAUUUUAUAAGUUUUAAAGACUUUUUUUUUUUUUUUUUUUCUAAUCAGGAUAAAUUUUGUCUCCCUUUUUGUUGUUGUUGAAACACGUGAUCAUUUUACAUUUUCCUAUUUAGAUGUGUUGUCUAAGUUCAUUUUAUUUUGUGCAUUUUUAAUUUAAAAUUGGCAUUUGUGUUUGUCAUACAUCAAUACUUUUGAUAUAGUUCAAUUU
Molecule: messenger RNA, 2843 nt
Organism: Argiope bruennichi
Lineage: Eukaryota; Metazoa; Arthropoda; Arachnida; Araneae; Araneidae
Gene: RnrL
Product: ribonucleoside-diphosphate reductase large subunit-like
Exons: 18
Coding region: 141-2534 (797 amino acids)
Biological process (GO): DNA replication; deoxyribonucleotide biosynthetic process
Cellular component (GO): ribonucleoside-diphosphate reductase complex
Molecular function (GO): ATP binding; ribonucleoside-diphosphate reductase activity, thioredoxin disulfide as acceptor
Source: RefSeq, a predicted model, not a curated record